Cyclocybe aegerita is the source of this 3030-nucleotide messenger RNA. The record is from the annotation of a GenBank genome assembly. Lineage: Eukaryota; Fungi; Basidiomycota; Agaricomycetes; Agaricales; Hemipholiotaceae.
AUGCUGAGAAGUCUUCUCUCGCUCCUGGGUUUGUGCGCGCUAGCUGUUCAAGCUUUGCUCCACCCACACGUCAGUCGUGCCUCUACUGGCCUGACUGAUGCUGUUACUUGGGACUCGCACUCCUUGUUCAUUCAUGGACAACGCGUAUUCAUCCUCUCUGCUGAGGUCCAUCCAUGGAGGCUCCCAGGCAACCCUGACCUUUGGGGCGACGUUUUCCAAAAGAUCAAGGCCAACGGAUUCAACGCCGUUUCGUUCUAUGUCAGCUGGGCCAUGCAUUACCCAACUCCAGAUGCGAACAACGGUGAUGGGGACUUCGAGCCAGGGACUUACAGAGACAUCCAACGGUUCAUUGACGAAGGGAAGAAGGCGGGUUUGUGGAUGCUCGCAAGACCGGGGCCGUAUGUUAAUGCUGAAACUAGUGGCGGUGGUUUCCCUGGUUGGGUUGGCAACAUUGCUGGCCCCCUUCGGACGAACAACCCUAAUUACAUGCAAACCUGGCCGCGUUACAUGACCGUUAUUUCGCGAAUUAUAGCAAGAAACCAAAUCACAAAUGGCGGCCCGAUCAUCCUCGUACAAGCUGAGAACGAGUACAGUGCAAGCGAAAACAACAACCCGUACAUGCAGGCAAUCAUCGACUUGUACAGAGCGAAUGGCAUCGUCGUCCCAAUUUUCCAUAAUGAUGUGCAUGCAGGUCGGGAUGGAAAUUACUCCCCAGACAGACCUGGAACAAAAGUUGAUAUACACUGUGCCGAUUCUUACCCGCAAGGUCGAAAUAGCUGGGCUCAAGUUCAAGCUAUCUACUAUUCCAACCACGUGGCCGUCGCUCCAAGCAACCCUCUUUGUCUUGCAGAGUUUGGCGGUGGUUAUCUUAUCAACUGGGGUCAGGUUGCCCGCGGUGGGACAGGUUAUGAGAGAUAUUCCAACGGCCUCACGGAUGCCACUUUCCAAAACGUAUUUUACAAGGAAAACUAUGCUCAAACAGCAACGAUCCUCAACGUCUAUAUGCUAUUUGGUGGAACGAAUUGGGGUCAGACCGGGGCGUCUUCAGUAUAUUCGUCCUACGACUAUGGUGGUGGCAUCAACGAAAAUCGUGUGGCUGGACCGAAGAUGAACGAGAUGAGGCUGCAAGGUCUCUUCCUCAGAGUGGCUCGAGACCUUUUAGGCGCGACCCUUUUAGCCAAUGGCACCAACUACACGACGUCCCCCAUCAUGUACGCAGCUGAGCUCCGAAACCUGGAUAACGGUGCCGCAUUCUACUUUGUGCGACACAACGCCUCGACCUCCACAGCGUUGACAACAACACAACUUAAGGUCACAACGUCCGCUGGCGACUUGGUCAUCCCCACCACCGGAGUCAUGACUUUUGAUGGACGAGAGACGAAGAUCAUCGUUACUGAUUAUACCUUCGGCGUACACAACACCAAAAUACUGUAUUCGACAGCCGAAAUUAUGACCUGGACCACAAUUGGAACGAAGGACUACAUCGUCUUCUAUGCACCCUCGGGUCAAUCAGGAGAGACGGCCUUCCAUCUAACCGACCCUGUUCUCGACCUCUCCAGCACGCCGAGUGUCUCCUCCAAGUUCCAGGAGGGCCUGCUUACGCUCAACUAUGUCACUGGGGGCUCUCAAUUCGUAGAAGUCAAGAAUGGAGACACGACGCUCGUUAUCGCCAUCAUGGACAAGGCGACCGCGAACAACUGGCAUGCGCCAAUCAUCAGCGCACCUGGAAACUUUGGUAGUUUCUUCUCGAUUGGGACGAAUAGCUCAAUCCUUGUUGAAGGUCCGUAUCUCCUCCGAACAGCGUCCAUUGUUGGCGAUACACUCUCUUUGACCGGCGACUUGAACGGAACCACUCCUAUCACGGCCAUUGCGCCACCAGCAGUCUCGAAGAUUUCUUGGAACAACCAAGACAUAUCCACCUCCAAGAAUGAGGCCAAUGGCUUCUUGACGGCGAGCUUACCUGGCACACCUGCUCAGCCAUCUCUACCCAUCUUGUCUAAGUGGAAAGUAGCGGGCAGUCUUCCUGAAAUUGAUCCAGACUUCGAUGACUCCAGUUUUGUUACGACCGACCAGACGAGCACGAAUUACACGAAUCUGCCCGUGCUCGCAGGAGACCGCGUUUUGUAUUCUCAACAAUACGGAUUCUACGGCGGAAACCUCAUCUUCCGCGGCCACUUCACCGCUUCCGGCGAAGAAACUGCCAUUGUAACGACGGUCCAAUAUGGCUUUGCCGGGGGUUACUCUGUAUGGCUAAAUGGGGUGUUCCUCGGAUCUAGUCAAGGAAACAUUUCAGUCAGUUUCACGACAGACACCUGGAGCAUCACCCCCAGUAUGCUUCGUGUAGGACGCAACAAUGUUUUUGUAGUUUUGCAAGACCAUAUGGGCAUUGUCGAGACUCUUACUAACGACGGGAAGGAACCUCGCGGGCUCCGAGGCUACGAAAUCAUCGGUGGCAACACGACAUUCAGCCUCUGGAAGCUGCAAGGAAACCAAGGCGGUGCUGCACAAAACCCAGACACCUACCGCGGAUACCUCAACGAAGGUGGUCUCUACGCAGAACGGAUUGGUGCACAUCUACCCGGCUUUCCAGAUUCAGACUGGGCAGAUGGCACACCACUGGCAGGAGGAGGGGUCAAAGGAGCUGGUGUCAAUUUCUAUCGCACCACGUUCGACCUUAACAUUCCUGAUGGCAUCGACAUGCCUGUCCGGCUCUCGAUUACGCCCAGCGACAUAACAGCAAACUUCCGUGUCCAGAUAUACAUCAAUGGGUGGCAGUUUGGCAAGUAUGUCAAUAACAUUGGCCCUCAAACGCUCUUCGUCCUGCCUGCUAGCGUUUUACGACGUCGCUCAACCAACACUCUGGCGCUCUCGCUCUGGUCUCUCAAUGGUAGUGGGGCGAGCAUUGCUGGGUUGACUUUGGUGUCUGAUGGAACGUUCGCCACGUCGCUGGAAUUCAAGGACCACCUGAGGGCCGACUACGAGGAACAGAGGGAGUUGCGACCGGCAGCCCAGGUGGUCCAGCCAAUGUGA